Molecule: messenger RNA, 525 nt
Organism: Besnoitia besnoiti
Lineage: Eukaryota; Apicomplexa; Conoidasida; Eucoccidiorida; Sarcocystidae
Product: IMC sub-compartment protein ISP1
Exons: 3
Coding region: 1-525 (174 amino acids)
Source: RefSeq, a predicted model, not a curated record
AUGGGUGCUGUCAGCUCGUGCUGCGCUGUGGAGGAGAGUGAGGAUCGGCAGGUGAUGAAGGAGAACGGCGGCGCCAAGGCCUCCAAGAGCGAGAAGUCUCGAGAUGACAGAAAAAAGAACGGGAAGUACAGCAAAUCCAGGUCGUCAGGCCCUCGUCGCGAAGGCCCGGCAGUCACCGCAGAGCAGAUUGAAGAUCUGAAUCAGCGCCUUCUCUCCGGAAUGGCGGUGCUGGUGCUGCUGCAAGACGGCACUCGCCUUUCCUGCGUUCUCCACUACAACGCGAAGGAUGCCUCUCUCUCCAUCUCCUGCGAGGACAAGGUCCGAGUCAUUCCCCUGUCUGACAUCAAGGCGCUUCUGCACACGCACGAGCAGCUUCAGCGCGUCGAGACCAAGGCGAACUUGGUGGAUGACGAGUGCUGCGUGGCGCUUCACCUGCUGGAAUCGGGCAACUGCAUUCCUCUCCGGUUCGAGAACGUCGUCGACAAGUGCUGCUUCGUUGACCUCGUGAAGCAAAUCAAGGCUUAA